Gilbertella persicaria is the source of this 1624-nucleotide messenger RNA. Its product is annotated as Sds3-like-domain-containing protein. NCBI's taxonomy places the organism in Eukaryota, Fungi, Mucoromycota, Mucoromycetes, Mucorales, Choanephoraceae. Gene Ontology annotation, cellular component: Sin3-type complex. The record is from RefSeq and is a predicted model, not a curated record. The transcript is spliced from 4 exons. Bases 152 to 1303 code for a protein of 383 amino acids. Gene Ontology annotation, molecular function: histone deacetylase binding. Gene Ontology annotation, biological process: negative regulation of transcription by RNA polymerase II.
CCCCCCCCACAAGGUACAUCCACCCACACACCCACACACACACACACACACACAUGCACCCCCUCAUAAAUUCAACUUCCGAUAACAUAGUCGACGUCACCUUUUAUAUUUUUUUUUUCCUAUCAUUACCACUCCACGCGUUAUUUUAUCCAUGGACAUUUCCUCUACUGUCAGUACAUUGGCCAUGGAAAAUAUAGAAGAAACCACACGACAAAGUUCCAAGUUAUCUCUAGGCUCUUCACCUUCCAUGUUGAGUGCAGACGAUCAACUGGACGGUGAUGGUCCUCUCACACCUACCGAUAAAAUACAUGACGAUGAUGAUGAUGACUUGUCAGCCUUGAACAGUAUAUUACAAGCAGGCUCAGCUGGUUCUUUAUCUGACGAAGAAGAAGAAGAAGAGGAUGAACAAGACUCUGCUUCUCCACUGUCUUCUGUGCCUGAUGACUUUCCUCUCUCUCGAUCUGCAUCUCCUGAAUUACCUUUAGUAGAGCCUUUAAAGAAACCAGAAGAGCAAGAAAAGAAGCCUAGUACACGAAAGCGUCGAAAAGACAGCUUGAAAAAGACCAAGCACGAAAGCAGUGAUGUCGAAUCCAAAAAACCUGAUGAAAAAGAAGAAGAAGCAGGCGAACUUCAGACAAAAAGACGACGCGUAUCUCGAUCCUCUGUGUCAGAAGAUCGUAGAAGACAGAGUAAAGAUGAAGAUACUAAACAAGAAGAGACCAUCAUAGCAACAACAAGUACAACACUAACAGAAACGGUAGAAGAACAAGGGAAACCAGUAACACAACAACAAGAACAACAAGAACAAGAACAAGAACCACAUGAAGAAUACAGUCUUGUUCAUUCGCCUAAAGUUAUUCAGGCAGAACAAGAAGAACAACCCAAUCAUCAUGAAGCACAAGAUGAUCAUGAUUAUCAACAACGACAUAAAGAAGCCUUAGAUGCAUUGACGCAUAUUGAAGUUGAAUUUGCUAGAUUAAGAGACAAAAUGUACCAAGAGAAAAUGUCAGAAUUAAAUGAAGAAGCCAUGAUGAUUGCUAAUGGAACACACCCUGAAUUAGUGACAUUGAUGGCUGAGAUUGAAGAAAAGAAAGGAAGGCGAAUUCAUAGUGCAGAAGCGUGGCGUAGACAUCAACAUGCUAAUUUUAAACAACAAUUUGAAGGGUUUGAAUAUCAAGCUAAUAUUCAUUUUAUUUCACAGAGAAAUGCACUUCGACGUCAAUUACUAGAACAUAUCAAUGGUAAACGAUGGAGUAUGGAAGAUGAGCGUACUCGACUGAAUGAUCAAUCCAAAAGUAAGUGACCAAUUAAACCAUGCUUAUAUUGAACACACCAGAUAAACUAUGCCCUGAUGGCCGUGAUAUGAUGGCUCAUAAAAGAGAACAAAAAGAAGAAACAGGUGAAUUACAAGACAUAAAAGAAGCCAUUGGAUUUCCUAUGGCACCUAAUCCAACUGGCUUAAAUUCACAUGAUAUAGAUCAAGAUUUAAAGCUAUUGGGUAUUCAUCGGCACAUUUAAUGAUCUUUUUUUUUUUUUUUGAUUUAUACCCUUUUGUAACAUAUUAUGCAAAAUACUAAAAGAGAGAGACACACACGUGCAUGGAUAUAUAAAAGCAUGUCAACCU